Molecule: messenger RNA, 742 nt
Organism: Sinocyclocheilus grahami
Lineage: Eukaryota; Metazoa; Chordata; Actinopteri; Cypriniformes; Cyprinidae
Product: neuromodulin-like
Exons: 4
Coding region: 206-742 (178 amino acids)
Biological process (GO): regulation of growth
Molecular function (GO): protein binding
Source: RefSeq, a predicted model, not a curated record
UAUAGGGUGGGAUUAUUCUCAUUGUUGGCAGUGGCAGCGCAGACAGACAGACAGUGUGACUGAGGCUCAACUGUGAUGAGUUUAAGCAUCAGAGUCAUCAGCUGUUGAUACAGCCGGUGUGUGUGAGAGAGAGAGAACAGAUAGAGAGAGAGAGAGAAGAGAGAGAAACGGAAGAAACAGAGCGAGGCGCUGAACGGAGACGACUAUGCUGUGCUGUAUCAGGAGAACUAAACCGGUUGAGAAGAAUGAAGAGGCCGAUCAGGAGAUCAAGCAGGAUGGAACCAAACCGGAGGAGAACGCCCACAAGGCCGCCACCAAGAUCCAGGCCAGCUUCCGCGGACACAUCACCCGGAAAAAGAUGAAGGACGGAGAGAAAGACGAGGAGAACGACGCCGCUCCGGACGAGUCCGCCGAGGCCGAGGAGGAGAAGAAGGAGCGAGUCUCUCCAUCGGAAGAGAAACCUGCUGAGGUUUCCACGGAAACAGCAGAAGAGAGCAAACCGGCCGAGCAGCCCAACUCGCCAGCCGCAGAAGCCCCGCCCACCGCUGCCACUGACUCCGCCCCCUCGGACACGCCCACUAAAGAGGAGGCGCAGGAGCAGCUGCAGGAGGCGGAGAAUCCAAAAGAGGUGGAGAACACGGCAGCCGAGAACCCCGCCCACGAUGUAAACGCACAGGAGGAGGAGAAGAAAGAGGAGGAGAAGAAGGAGGAAGCCAAACAAGCCGAUGACUUGCAAUUCUGA